CACAGCUGCAGUUGUCAGUGAGUGAUCGGUGUGUGCAGAUCGGGGAUAACGAAACGGUCGCGAGAAUUUAAAAACUUAAAUUAACUGCCUGGACGAAUUUAAAAGCGAAAUAUAAGAGUGAAAGUAGAUUUUGGUCUUAAAUUGAAAUUUGAUAAAAUGUUUAAAAAAUUUAUAACACGGCAAUGCUUUAAGGUUUCUGUGGCGAUACCCUUAUUUGUGAUGUAUUUUAUUGUGUCCAGCUCGGCCGCUACCACAUCUCUUGACCGUAAUGCCUACACCAUCUACUACAACAAUAAGCCAGCGAACAAAGAAGGUGACUACAAAUACGACUUUCAAACAUCAAAUGGCAUUACAGUUAAGGGAGCGGGUAAUGCCAAUGGUGCGGUUGGUGUUGUCCAAUAUGUUUCGCCGGAAGGUUUGCCCAUUACCUGGACAUAUGUGGCUGACAGCGAGGGCUAUCAUCCAGAAGGAGAACACAUACCAAUUAGACCAGAGUAUGUGGAGAAAGCCUUGGAGUACAUACGCACCCAUCCCACAGUCGAUGAAAAGAAGUCUCGCAGUCUGUGAUCUGUAUCAGUACUCACCAUGAUCAUCCCAUCUCUCUGAAUCUUCCCCCCAUUUGUGUACAAUUUGUAUAUAUUGUAGUAAUAGUAGUAUUAGUUUAAUGAUGUAUUGAAAUAGUAAUAGUUAGGAGGAGCCCCAUUAAGCUAACGAUGCGAAAAUGUCCUUUUAUAUUAAACGAUUAUUGUUUGUGAUCACACAGGAAUUUCUUUUACAUACCCAGGGUACUUAAGGCUUGAUCACCAGUAUUGGAAAUCAACAAAAAUUUCUAUUUAUUGAAGAAAUAGCUCUAAAAUGGGAAAUUUAUGUGUUCAUACUCCUUUACUGAAAGGGCUAAAUGUAGUGAACUUUGCUCAUUUGGAAGGGACUUGGAUCC
Molecule: messenger RNA, 937 nt
Organism: Stomoxys calcitrans (stable fly)
Lineage: Eukaryota; Metazoa; Arthropoda; Insecta; Diptera; Muscidae
Gene: Cpr78Ca
Product: pupal cuticle protein Edg-78E
Exons: 2
Coding region: 157-567 (136 amino acids)
Cellular component (GO): chitin-based extracellular matrix
Molecular function (GO): structural constituent of chitin-based larval cuticle
Source: RefSeq, a predicted model, not a curated record